AUGUUAGGCGGACACCAAUUUAUUGAUACCAGUGCCUUGUUCAUGGUGAAUUACACUUCGGACAAGGUCCACAUCACCAAAACACCACAAGAGAUGGCAGAGUCUGUUUCCGAUAGAAUUAUUCAAAUCAUCAAGGAGAAUGAUCAAGCCAACAAGCCUACUGUUUUGUGCUUACCAACAGGCUCAACUCCAAUUCUCACUUACAAGGCUCUUGUUGAAAAACACAAGAAGGGACUUGUGUCUUUUGAAAAUGUUGUUACUUUCAAUUUGGAUGAGUACUAUCCCAUGGAACCAACUCAUAAACAAUCCUAUCACUACUUUAUGAAUGAAAAUUUAUUUAAUCAUAUUGAUAUCAAGAGAGAAAAUGUUCACAUUCCAGAUGGAACUUUGAGUGAAGAUAAAGUGAAGGAGUUUUGUGUGAAUUAUGAGAAGAAGAUUAGAGAAUAUGGUGGUUUUGAUUUGGCAUUGUUGGGUAUUGGACGAACAGGUCACAUUGGAUUUAAUGAACCCGGAAGCCAUCUUUCAGACCAAACUCGAUUGGUCUUAUUGGAUCAAAAGACCAGAUUAGAUGCAGCACAAUCGUUCAAAGGAAUUUCUAACGUUCCAACCAAAGCCAUCACACAAGGUAUCAACACGAUUCUAAAUUCGAAAGAAGUUAUUCUCAUGGCCACUGGUGAAUCAAAGGCUGCCAUCGUUAAGAAGGCCAUGGAAUUCAAAUAUGAAGAUCCAUCCGAUUGUCCAGCUACAUUCCUUCGUGUUCAUCCAAAUUGCCAUUACUAUUUUGAUAUUGCUGCUGGUAAUUUAUUGAAAAUUGUUAAAACUCCAUGGCUUAUUGACAGAAAUUUCAAAGAUUGGACAUUUGAAUGGAAAAAGAAGGCAGUCAUUGAUUUGGCAAAGAAAACAGGAAAGGGUAUUUGUGAAUUGGGAUCUGAAGACUUUGCUCAAAAUGGUUUAACAAGUUUGUUGGCUCAUGAACAAUUCCAUACUGACAAAUUAUGUUUCAGCGUUUUCCAAGAUUUGAUGAAAAGAAUUGCAUUUGCUUCUGAAGAGUCUACGAUUGUUCCAGACAACAUUAACGAGCCAGUUUUAAUUUUCUCUCCUCAUCCUGAUGAUGAUGUGAUUAGUAUGGGAGCUAUGAUGCAUUGCAUUAUUUCAAAGAGAAAAGAAAAAUUGAGCCCUGAAGAACGUGACACAAAAGACAUUAAUGUGAAAGUUUGUUACAUGACUAAUGGAUCAGUGAGUGUUCAUGAAAACAAUGUAAAGAAUCAUUUAAGAUUUAGUGCUCUCACAGGCGAGGUUUUGGGUAAGGACGUCAUUCACAAAGAUGACGUUUCUAAAAUUUUGGAGAAGCAAGACAAGAAUGAUCCAGACAGUGAAUUACUCCAAAAAUUGAAGGCAAACAUUAGAAAAGCUGAAGCUAUGGACGCUGUUGAUGUUCUUGGAUUACAAGGAGAAAGAGAUUGUAUUUUCCUUGACUUGCCAUUCUAUAGAACUGGUAAAGUACAAAAGAAGCCACUUGGUCAAGAAGAUAUUGACAUGAUUAAGGAUUUGAUUAAUCAACAGAAACCAAAGCACGUUUUUAUUGCAGCUGACCUUUCAGAUCCAAAUGGUACUCACCGUGUUGUGUACAGAGCUAUCAAAUUUGCUUUAGAGCAAAUGGGUGAUCAAGUUCAUGAUGUCACUUGUUGGUUGUACAGAGGAGCAUGGCAAGAAUGGGAUGUUGAUGAAGCUACUUACUUUAUUCCAUUCACUAAAUAUCAAAUGGAUUUAAAGAUUGACGCUAUCUUUAAACAUCAAUCUCAAAAAGAUAGAGCCUUAUUCCCUGGUGAUGACGCAAGAGAGUUUUGGCAGAGAGCGAAAGAUAGAAACACUGAAACCGCUCGAGAGUUAGGGUCUUUAGGUCUGCCCAAGUUCUUUGGAGUUGAAGCUUAUGUUGCAGUGAAGCCAGAUUCCAUUCCAGAAUAA
Messenger RNA from Naegleria lovaniensis, 1965 nucleotides. RefSeq lists its product as uncharacterized. The coding region runs from base 1 to 1965 and encodes 654 amino acids. The record is from RefSeq and is a predicted model, not a curated record. Lineage: Eukaryota; Heterolobosea; Eutetramitea; Acrasida; Naegleriidae. The transcript is spliced from 5 exons. Gene Ontology annotation, biological process: N-acetylglucosamine metabolic process; carbohydrate metabolic process. Gene Ontology annotation, molecular function: glucosamine-6-phosphate deaminase activity.